This is a messenger RNA of Neospora caninum, 12831 nucleotides long. RefSeq lists its product as hypothetical. Gene Ontology annotation, biological process: proteolysis. Gene Ontology annotation, molecular function: protein binding. Bases 1 to 12831 code for a protein of 4276 amino acids. The record is from RefSeq and is a predicted model, not a curated record. Gene Ontology annotation, cellular component: extracellular region. The transcript has 77 exons. NCBI's taxonomy places the organism in Eukaryota, Apicomplexa, Conoidasida, Eucoccidiorida, Sarcocystidae.
AUGGAGGCAAAGACUAGCGUUAGCCAAGCGGCGGUCUUCGAUAAUAUUUCCAUAACAGAUUCCCUGGAAGGUGUCUACACUCUGAUCGCUGAGUGCACGGACUGUCCGAAUGGGCCGCUCGUUGCCACAAGCACGCCAGUCCGCGUUCUGUCGACGUCCGAAAUGUGGGUGCUCACGGACUGUGGUGUUCUGGCUCCGCCACAAAAGCAAUACGGACUAGAAGGCGACGUAGACCACAGCUGCGUGCUCAGCAUCUCACUCGUCGAGGGGGGUAAACCCGCUUCUUUGAUCGCGCCGGUCACCGUCGAAGUCGAUGUGUUAGACAAGAACCAGAGACCGGCGCUGCGGCCUCGUAUCAGGGUUGUUCCUGAUGAACACGUCUUUGUCCCCGGCGGUGACAUGACGAAGAGCAUCCAUGUUGAGGCACUGGAGCAACAUCCUGCGAACGCUGCGGGAAUGAUAUCGCACUCGCCAACAGGCUCCGCCUCUGACCAGUACACCAUGCUAGUCCGCACAAGGUCUACCGACCACCGAUGGAGCGAACCGGCCGUUAGGUGGCCGAACGGCAAAGUAGCUCAUGUCGUGACUGCCCCGACAAGAGAGUCGACCGUUAUCCUCCCUGUCAAAGAACAGAGACCUCUAGUCUGGGUCGCAGAGCGAGACCAACGCCACCGUUCCCGGAGCGACCUCUCCUCGGCUAGGCCGGGAGAGCAACGAGAUACAGCCAACGGAGAGUUAGGGCCGCCGAGGCACUCGGCAAGCCUAAAGCAGACACCGCAAGACGCUGUGCCAGAGGAGAUGCUGCCUUCCUUCCUGAUGCCCGUUCAAGACCAUAUCGCUCAGAUUAAAUGGAACUCAACAGAAAUCUUGGUGCGGGAAGGGACUUCCAUACACCUUUCAUUCCAUCUAGGAUCGCGGCCGCUGGAUUCGGUGUACGUAUCAAUAUCGUGCCCUUCACCGUUUAUCAAACACGUCAAGGACCGGGCUGAAGUUCAGCCUGAGGACUGGCUUUUCGGUGAUAGCCUUAUUCUGACCUCGCUUCCACGACCAGGGUAUCCGGAGGCGCAGUAUUCUGUUUCAUGUCACGUUUCGAGUCGCUCGGAAGAUCGUCGUUAUGUGUUCGACAGCGACUCCUUCUCAAGCGCUAGCAUCGACGAAGCCAGCAUUUUCGGGGCGACGGUUCAGUUAUCCAUCUACCGUCACCAGUGUCACGACGGCUCGUUCAAAGGAUUCUGUCCGUGCCCUGCCGGUUACGUUUGUGACGGUGCAACCGUAGUGUACAAGUGUCCCGCAGGGACAGAGAGGGAGUUCACGGUGUUCGUGCGCAAUGCGGAGGAGACAAGUCCGGUAGCUACAGCUUCGAUGGGCAAGGACACUGCUCAUAUCGCCGGAGAGGCAACAUGCAACCGGCUUUUCCGUUCUCGGGCAGGCUCUACGAUUGUCCGCCAGGGUUUGCCAUCGGGGUGGUACGAAUCGGGGUACCAGAGCAGCACGUCCUCGGAAGUGCAGAAGUACCGUCUGCAGAUGCAGGGCUAUUGCGGAAUGGGGACGUACGGUCGCCUCUAUGUAGACGUGACAGGCCGACCUGGAGAAUACUACGCAACAUACAACUCAACUUGCGCGACCUGCCCACCUGGCACGUUCUGCUACGAUGUUGGGAUCGUGAAGUUUCAAGCGUACAAGUGUCCUGCGGGCCACUACUGCCUUGGGGGCGACUCAAUUCCAGUGCCCUGCCCGCCAGGAAAGUACAACCCGUUUCGUGGAGCCAUGUCAAGCAACGCCUGUAUGACAUGCCCCGACGGCUUUGAUUGCGAAAGCUUACAACAAAAAAUCGAGCCCGAGCUCUGUCCUCCCGGGUUCAUUUGUCCUUUUGGGCGGAAGAAGGUUGCCUGUCCUGCAGGCACAGUGAACCCUCUACCAGCGUCUGCGCAGCCGGACCCUUGCGCAGGGGUUUCAGGCUGGUGUGGGCCGGAAGCUCACCGCUUGUUUCUAUUUUGUCCAUUCGAGAUCGUCGAUGAUGAGGUUCCUGUUGUGCUCAAACCGCCAGGCCAGUCUGCCCUUGAACAAUGCGAACGAUGUCCAGCCGGCUACUACUGCCCAAAUAAAGCAGGAGCCCCGAAACCAUGCCCCGCUGGAACGUACAAUCCAUUUGAAGGCGCGUCCAGCAGCAGCGAGUGUGUUCCUUGCCCUGUCGGCUUUCAGUGCGACACUGAAGGAGCCGUCUACUAUCUGAAAAGGUGCUCUGCUGGGACGUACUGUAACACAGCUGGUGCGGCGCCGGCGUUAUGUCCGGAAGGGACGUGGAAACCUGGCUACCUCGGGAAUUCAUUGAUGCACUGCCAUGUAUGCCCCGCUGGAGCGCAAUGCAAGCAAGGCACAACCGCUGCCACCAUCGAGAAAUGUCCUCGAGGUUCGUUCUGCUCCUCAGGCACCUACAUGAAGGUCGAGGCAGGUGAUGAAGGAGUAGUAAAACAGGAAAUAUGCGCCCCUUGCGAGCCUGGAAAUUCUUGCAAGGAUGGCUUUAAGGUCGCGUGUGGGAAAGGGUACUAUUCUGGGCCAGGCCAGGCCGAAUGCAACGAGUGUCCAGAGGGAUUCUAUUGUCCCCUGGAGAAGACGACAAAAUACCUUCUUCAGACAUAUCGCUGCCCAGACAGCCAGUACUGCCCUAACAAAGGAACUGUCAGCCGUCUCCUGGCCAUGCAUGUGGUGUCUGCCACGUACCGGUCCAUAAAGGGGGCACGUGAGGUGUCGGACUGCUGGCCUUGCAAAGCCGGCGAGGUCUGUUCACAGGGCUCCGCAACGCCAACUCUGUGCGCCCCAGGGGAGUAUUGCCCAUCCGGAGGGUACAUCUCUUUGCCAUGCCCUAAAGGGACAGUGAGCACGCAACAAGGGCUACAAAAAAGCAAGGAUUGCGAUGAGUGCCCCGCUGGCAAGUACUGCAGUAAAAUGGGUGCGACGUCACCAACAGGUGAAUGCAAACCAGGUUUCUUCUGCGAGAGCGGCGCAUCAACCUUGGCCCCAGAGGGUUCGUUGUGUCCGACGAACGCCUUCUGCCCUGAGGGUGCGGAAACCCCCGGGUCCUGCGAUGACGGUUUCUUUAUUCCGUGGCGUGGCGCUCACACAAAAAGCAGCUGCGUUCAGUGCCCAGCGGGGAUGUACUGCGAGCGCGUCGCCAGCGGCCCCACGGUCGUCAAGCAGUGCCAUCCCGGUUACUACUGCGAGGCGGGAGCAACGACUCCGACGGCAAACCCUGCACCACCAGGUAGCUACGCUCCAGCAGGCAGCGUACAGCCUCUCAAGUGCCUCCCAGGGACGUUUACGGACGUCGAAGCCCAAGCUGAAUGCAAACUGUGUGCUGAAGGAAAACUAUGCAGCGGUCUGGGCUCAACAAGAGAAGAGGUCUGUCCGAAGGGUUCGUAUUGCCCAGCGGCGACUACAAAAGCUGUGCACUGCCCACAAGGUACCUACGGAGUGCGAGCCGGCCUGUCGGAUACCUGGUCGUGUACGCCGUGCGGUUCGGGGAAAUACUGCCCCGACACAGGUCUGCAGGAUGACGGCGCAAACUGUGCGGCAGGGUUUCACUGCUCUGGAGGCAGUCGAAGCAUAGCUCCUCUUACAUCCGAGCAAGGCGGAAGUAUCUGCAGAAAAGGCUACUUUUGCACGGCGGGGACAAAGCAGCCGACUGAGUGUCCCCGGGGAACGUACAAUCCAAAUGAAGGAGCCAGCACCGAGGCGGAUUGCCUUGAUUGUCCAGCAGGCUCCAAGUACGGUCUGGCUCUCUCCUCAAAUUACUCGCUCUGCGAAUCACGGUACAAGGCAUACGGCAACGCCAUCGCUGGAACGUUUCAGGACGCUGACGCGUCUGCAACAUGCUUAGUCUGCCCAGCAGGCUACGCGUGCGCUCCGGGAAGCUCACAGGGUCCGGUGCCGCAGCACUUGUGUGCCGCGGGCCACUAUUGCCCGGCAGGGACAACAUCUAAAACUAUGUAUCCGUGUCCUCCAGGGUUUUACAAUCCCAAUACUGGGGCGAGAAGCCUGGAGGACUGCCGCCCGUGUCCUCCAGGGCGGUACUGCGAUAGAUUUGGCCUUGAUGCACCGACAGGCGACUGUGCAGAGGGGUAUUAUUGCUCUGGCGGCGCAACAAGCGCAAAGGGCCAGUAUGAGGCGCAAGGGGCGAAUGACGGAGCUGGCCGCUACGAUAUAGGCUGUCUGGAAACAGACAAGGAAGCAGUAGCCCAGGAGAAUGGGGUAGCCAUCGAGGGCGUCGACAGUGGCGCCGACUGCAUGGCGCGGUGCCAGGAGGACAGUGUCUGCAAAUACUUCUCCUGGAAUCCAAGCAAAACCUGCACUUUGAUAACCCAGACGUUCGAGCUCAGCAGCUGCGCUGGAUGCGUCGCGGGGCCCAAGUCAUGCUCUUCGGAUUGCUUCUUCUCUGGCUUCGACUUUACCGGGACAGUGAUCACUACCUAUCGGCAAACACGCUCAGCACACCUGUGUCAGUCACGUUGUGUGACGAACGACCUAUGCUCCGUUUUUAUAUACGAUGCCGACAAUACGAUCUGCUAUCUGAAGGCGCACGACGCUCUGAGUCACCGGGUCAAGGCUCCGAACGUGAAUUACAUUGCUGGACCCAAUAAGUACUGCGGGUUCGGCGGAACGCUUACAUCUAUUUGCAGAUUUCCUGCGGGUAUCCCUGGAACUGCAAGUCAAAUUUGCACGGGCGCUGAACAAGGCUAUGCAGACCUCCUGGAGGCAGGAAGGACGUGCGAGGUCACGCGGGGGUGCAGGGGCAUACAGUAUCUUGAGACCAAGCGUCUGUACUAUCUUCGGUGUGGCAGCGUCAAUGAAAAGCUCGUCGAAGGUGGUGCAACUUGGUUUCCGAUCGUUUGCGGAGAUAUGGGACUGUGCCCCAAAGGCACUUACUGUCCAGCUGGAUCCGCGCGGCCUCGUUUGUGUGGUAUUGGGAAAUACUGCUCCGAUGAGGGCGCGGGAAGCGAAAAGGGUCAAUGCCGCGCAGGCUUUUGGUGUCCGGGAGGCUACUCUUGCCCGUCAAAAUCGACGACUCCCACAGCAGUCAUUUGCACCAAAGGACACUAUUGCCCGGCUGGUGCAGCGGAACCCAUCCCGUGCCCUCAAGGGGAGCAUCAGCCUGGCGUGGGGCAGUCAGAGUGUGUAGCCUGCCCCGCAGGUAAAGCAUGCGGAGCUGCCACGGAUCCGGACGACUGCCCAGCAGGCUAUUUUUGUCCAGCUGGUACCGUAUUCGCUCACCAGUUUCCGUGCCCCGCAGGUUCGUACUCUGCUGAGACGGGCAACGUUAGCUCGGACGAAUGCCAGCCGUGCCCCGAAGGAAGAGUCUGCGAUGAACCGGGGACGCCUACUGCGAGAGUCCUCUGCCCUCAAGGCUAUUACUGUCCUGAGGGAACUGACGGACCGCACAGUAACCCAUGCGAGGCGGGACAAUAUUGCCCAGCUGGUAUAAGUGACCCACAGUUAUGUUCGACAGGAUAUUUCUGUGGAGCUGAGCGCUUGUCUCAGCCGUCUGGCGGUUGCUACGGUGGCUUCCUGUGCCUUUCUGGAGCUUCCUCGCCUUCACCGUUUGAUGCGACCGUCAAUGGAGCCUGCACCGAAACUAUAGAAGGUGGCGAAUGCCCAGCUGGAAAUUUCUGUGCCCCGGCUAGCACUCUUGAUGACGUACUACAGUCCCAGGGACAGACGCCCUCGAGCGUGAAGGCACCUGGACACGCAAUCGCAAACCCCAACCAGAACAACGACAUUUACGUCGUCGACGAUCAGGUGGUCAAAAAGAUUGACGGACGUACCGAAGAGGCAACGGUUCGCUCCUACGACCUGACGGAAUGUACAAUCAAGGAAUAUCGUGGACUUCCGACUCGCCCCGUCGGAAUCGCUGUUGAUAAUACUAGCACCUUCCUUUAUAUAGUGGCGUCUGGGGCCCACAAGGUGGUACGACUUAAUCUGGCCACGGAGGCUGUUUCUCACUGGCUGGGUAGCGGCCAAGCUGGUGACAACUGUGGGCCAGGAGUGGAACUCGUUGAUGUGCAGCUGAAUGAGCCGCAGGAUGUUGCCAUCGAUGACGAAGGAUACGUUUACGUUGCAGACACGGGAAAUAAACGCAUUGUAAUGGUUGACGGACUCCAAGCAGAACCUAUCCAAGUGGUCCUUGAUGGAGUCGCUCCAUCGCCUGCCACACUUGAGAAGCCGGUUGCCGUCCUAGUCACGCAGAUAAAUUCGCCAUUCAACAAGUUGAAGGUCGUAGCCUGCAAUGCCCAGAUGACAAUUUGGCGAAUACAUCUUCCAUCAGGAAUCAUAGCUGUGUCCGCCGGUGACGGCACCACAGGCGACCCUGUGGCCGACGGCACUUUGCCCGCAGCGAGCUUGCCGCUAGGCAUCCCGAAGGCGCUAGGCAAAGGCACGCAGGUUGAUGGUCAACUAUUUGACGUUCUGAUUGGGGACGCGACCCCCAACGGCCUCCGGCGGCUCUCGCUAGGUGCAUCGAUUCGCUUCCUUGAUGUGGCGCCAGAGCCUUGCCCUCCAGUGGGCGACGGCCUCUGGCGGGGGCUGAGCAUUUGUCGGAACAGAGUAGGGAUGUGGACGUUGCCGCCAAAGUCUCUGUCGCUGAAACCAGGCUGUGACAGGAAACUCAUUUACCUGGCUAGACCCUGGAGUGAGGCUCUUGCUGCGGUCUCCAUAGGAACUUUCAUGCCGUACAAAGGCGGCCGGAAAGUCUCGGAAUGCAUCCCCUGUCCGGCGGGAAUGUACUGCCAAGCGGUAGGCCAAGUGGUGCCUUCUGGACGUUGUGAAAAAGCGUACUUCUGCCCGCAAGGGUCAACCUCACCGACAGAGAAGCAAUGCCCAGCUAAGCAUUACUGCGACCGGGAAGAAGACGUCAGCAACGUUGCAGCGAACACACGCAUCAGUACCACAAGCAGAAGAGACUGGGUGGACCCAAACAGGCCUGAGAAGGCAGUCGAUGGGGCGGCCAGCGCUGCACAAGGGUGGCUGUCGAAGAAUACACCGGACGGCUCGCAUGGAGUGGAACUCGAGCUAGACGCGUACUACGUCAUCAGCAAAUACAGGAUCUACUCUGGAGAUACCACGGGCGCAAACGCCUCACAGUGGCUUCAAGCAAGCAUCCCGGUCGAAAAUAAUGACCAGCGUGAAGCUGAAGGUAGUAUCAUGGACGUGUAUACUAACAAAGUUCAGGUGGCAUUCAAUCAGAACCAGGUUUUUGUUGCCGAGAUCGAACUGUACGGGACACCGCUGCCCGGUGCACUCCGCGCCACACCGUGCCCUCCAGGGACGUAUCAAGACGAGCAAGGACAAACCGAAUGCAAGGCCUGUCCACCUGGACACCAGUGUCCUGGCGGCCAGACCGAAAUGCAGGGACAUAUCUGCUGGGAGGGCUCGUGGCUAGAAGCCCCGUUUACAGGCGAUGUCAACCCAGACCUCGACGCUCCGCCAGUGGUUCUUAAUGGUCUGUGCCCGCAAGGGUACUACUGCCCAGCAGGCACUCCUGCUCCAAUACCGUGCCCAAAAGCAACAUACGCGGCGUUCGAAGGCGCGAAAGCCAGCGGAGAAUGCACCCCAUGCCCACCAGGGUAUGCCUGCCCGUCCAAAGGCGAAGCCGUCCCUUGCGGUUCCGGAUACUACUGCACUACUGCAGCAGAAUCGGCUUGGCCUGCAGAACCACAACAGGGCGGCAUCUGCACUGCGGGGCAUUACUGCCCCGAAGGCUCGUACCAGGAGAAGCCUUGUCCUCCGGGGGCCUUCAGCAGUCAGGGUCAAGUGGAGUGCACGCGAUGCACAGCCGGCUACUAUUGCGACAAGUCGAAGACAGCGCUGGUGGACAAGCAAUGUGCCACAGGGCACUUCUGCCCCGAAGGCUCUUCUUUUCAGCGGCCGUGUCCUCCAGGAACAUUUACGUCGGAUAAAGGAGCGAGUGUCUGCAGCAUUUGCACACCCCGAUACUACUGUGAUAACAGUGCCCUCAACUCACCCUCCAGCCUUUGCGAAGAAGGAUACGUAUGUGGGGGAGGAGCGGUCGGAAGCCGGCCUUCGAACAACGUUUUUGUACCUGGUGGCGAAGCCCGUUUCGGCGCAUGCCCGCCAGGGCAUUAUUGCGUUCCUGGGACGCACGAACCUACCGCCUGUUCUGCAGGAACGUAUCAGGGUACUACUGUCUGGAAUCAGCUGCAGUACCGAACCCGACAGACGGAGUCACGGGAGGCCCUUGUCCUCCUGGCUGGUACUGCCCCGCGGGUUCGUUCGCCCCGAAAGCAUGUCCGCAUGGACAAUUUACUGAUGCCGCAGGACAGGGAGAAUGCAAGGCCUGUCCGGCUGGUUCCGCAUGCUACACAAACAGCCCGCAGCCUGCAAGCUGUCCUCGAGGCCAGCAGCGACGGAAACGUACCGAGCGACCUGGAUUCUGAUUGCAGUCCAUGCCCAAAUGGAAAGUACUGCCGAGCAGGCAUCAUCGCUGGGGACUGCGCUGCUGGCUGCAUGGUAUGCACUGUUGCAGGUAUGGCGGAAUUCCCUGCCCAGCAGGACAUUUUUGUCGAGGUGGCGUCACAACUCCUGAGACAUGCCCAAAAGGAUCGUCCCGCGUUGCCACCGGCGGUCGGUACUCAGUUGACUGCUCUGAGUGCCCUGCUGGGCUACUACUGUGGAGCUGGCCAAGGCGCCUUGGCAAGCAGCAAUGUGUGUCCAGCAGGUCACUACUGCCCCCCUGGAACAGGAAGGCCGUAUCCCUGCCCUGCGGGCACUUACGCCCCAUCACGGGGUAGCAAGGAUCCAAGUCACUGUGUCCCGUGCUCAGCGGGUUAUUUCUGUUCUCGAGGGUCGGCACAUCCCACAGGCGUAUGCCCUGCGGGCACGUACUGUCCCCAAGGCACGUCUGUGCCCCAGCCGUGCCCGGCGGGUUUCUCGUGCCCCGAAGGGGCCAUCAAACCCGCCAGCUGCCCAGCAAGCUCCUACUGUCCAGGUGUAACAGGAAAAGCCUUGGAAUGCCCCCUUGGAACGUACUGCCCAGUGGGGGCGCAGUUCCCCGAGCCGUGUCCGGCAGAAGCGCUAGGCAGUGACACUUUCCAGGAGAGCGACGUGGCGUUCCGAGCUUUGCUUUCAAAUGAAAAAAUAUUCCAGGAAAGUACUCGGACGUGUGUUUGCCAAAAGGGCUACAUCUACAUCGAGAACGGCAUUGACCUGUCCGACCAGGAUGGAAAGGCUGACUGUCAGGAAGAGGUUUACGAUGAAUGCGACUAUGGCGAGGUGCGGGAUCCGGAGAGCAACUGCAUUGUCCCCGACGUUCUCUGCGAUGCGCAAUGUGGCCCUCAAGGAGGCACAUACCAUCCUGACUACCAGCGAUGUCUCUGUGCGGGUUUGGUUACAGCCGAAGAGGUUUGCGACGAAAGCUGCCGCCGGCGAGCAGGCGCUCUGAUUAUCCACAAUGGAAAUUUGGUUUUCACUGACAGCCAUGGGGUAGAAACGUCUGUGUUUCCCUUGGACGCUCUUCUCGGAGAUGCGCAAAUACUGGCUGGAAAUCCCUACUGCAGCUCCAAUAAUGGGCUCGGCUGCACAGUGGUCUUACAGGAAGUAUCUGAAGAUGGCAUUCGAGGUCUGGUUGGGCCUCCCCGGGAUCUCGAAGUUAUCUUCAAGCAACGGAUAAGCGACGACGCUUCUUCCCAAAGCCCUGAUCUCCGGAGCCUCUUACAGAGACAUCCUAUAAUAACGUCCCCGUACACUCGUUUUGCCGCUAGCUCCCGACAUCCAGGCCUCGAGACGUCCAAAUUCCUGUCGACCCAAUACACAUCUGGCGCCUCAGGCAUUUUGAAUCCGAUUCAGUGCAUUACGGCCGGAACGAUAGUCGCGUGGCUGGUCCGGCCAGGAGAGGGAAAUAUAUCAGCUCCACGUUAUCCUGUUUACUUGAAGAGAGUGGCCAUAAACACAGUGGACGAUUUCGACUACGGGUUAUUCACGAAACUCCAAACCGACCUUUUAGCAGGGGUGAAAUUGUUGAUGUUUGCGUAUACAUUUGACAAGGCCGGAGUGUACUCGUUUGCCUAUCAAGACAACGCAUUACUCCAGAGUGUGGUCAAGGUUGUCGACGGUGUAGACGAACUUUGUCCACCUGGAUUCGAGCACCCACAACCGCAAACUCGAGAAACCCUUGAGACAUUGGGAAUAGCUGCAGCUGGCACCCUGCACCUGACUCCUGCUUGGGUACCCAUCAGCGUCGCGUGCGUAGGCAUCAUUGCGGUGAUCAGCGUCGUCGCCAUUUUCCUAUACUUCUUCCGCCGCUACUUUUGGGUCUUCCCUAUCGAAGCGGGAACCACGACUUCUCCGAAACGCAGCUUACUCCAAUACGUUCGCGACAUUCUGCUAUGUCGUAUGCGUGGAGAACCAGAGGAGAAGAGAUCCAUUGUCCCUGAGGAUUUCGAUCCGCGUGUCUUCCAGGCUGCAUACGUGGAGUUGGUUAACAUACAAAACUGCAUUGCGGAGGGGGUAGCUGCGGUCAGCAGUGAGCAUCAGGCUAGGCACGAAAUGCUGAAAGACAGAGAGAUCGCCUUCCGACACGGCCUCGGAACGUUCUUAAGACGAAUUCAGGACCAAACUGAGGAGCUGACGAGCGCACAGGGGGCCAGCAGGUACAGGCUCGGCGUGGCUGCGUCCCUGUUCCUGCUGCGGAAAGAUGGUCUGAUUGAUCUCGUUCGGUCGGAGCGGCUGGCUUCCCAGGAAUAUGCCAGCGCUGUUGUCGCCAUGAGCGAGGACCAACUGAAACACUUUGUACAAAAAGUCAACCGAGAUGCGGAGCAUCACGCACUGGAGGAGGCGUUGGUGCAAGAACGCGAUGACUUCGCAAACGACAAACACAAGCUGAUUCUUGAAGCGGAGCAGGCACUGAUGCAGGAGUCUUACGAACAACACAAGAAGCGUGUCCAGUGCACGGAAAACGCGCACAAGUCCGUCCUGGAAGCGCACAAUGCGCUGGGAGCCAUUCUGUACGCUGAAGCAAAUGAGGCUCUAUCUCAGGCCACGUGCGCUGAAUUCGCAGGCAAAGUUCUUGACAUUAUUACUCAACUUGAACAUGAAGAGGAAGCCGCCUUCCAAUUGGCAUGCAGAGAGGAACGCAAACAGAUAGAAAACGCUUACCAACACUUCAAGCAGCACUGGAGUUUACGAACGAAAGUCACAUUUGAGGCCCGGCUUUGCGUGUCCGUGAAUGCUCUUGAGGAAAAGGCGUUACUGUCUUUGUCAUUAUGCACGACAGCAGACGAGGUGGCGGAGGUUGAGGCAAAUUUUGUAGCUGAAAAGCAGAAAGAGGAGUACCGUAAAGCCGUGACCGUGGCGCAAUCCCUAAUAGUUCAGCAACAGCAACACCGGGCCCAAGAGAUGGAGGAGCGAUCUCAGAGGCUGAAACGAACCGUUGAGGGGCGUCUGACACGAGCGGCGGCAGCGCGCAAGAGGUUGCUGAACGACAUCCAGCAGAUGAACAUUCAACAAGAUAAAGACUUCGCGACGUACCGCCAGGCUAGCGAUACCUCUGAACAGGAACUCCUGGAAAUGCGACUGAGGUGUCUGGCAUCAGCUUCCACAGUCGGCGCGACGACACCUCCUUGGCAGCCCCAGGCAGGUCAAGCAGCAGUUCUGGAGUUGUGCGAGACUUCUGAGCCAACCAGUAUCCAACCGAAGGUAACAGAAGGCAAUGAAGCACUUCUCAAUCUUGAGGCGAGCUGCCGCCAUCAGCUACAAGAAAUUAGGGAAGAUAUCAGAGAUUUUUCAAUCCUAAUACGGCUCGCAGAGAGCACUUAUCUGGCGCUUGAUGACGAGGGCAUCCAGGCGAUGGGCGCCUACAGCGACGGCUCGUGGUCGGGCAUCAUGAAGGACGUCGGUACAGGUAAUGAACCUGCGACAGACCUCGGAACAGAAGGCGUCUGGCGCACGGCAAAUCAAUCCGAGAUGCUGUCUGUUCUGCAAGACCUUAAUGCCCGUCCUUUCAGAACGGCGAUAACCGAAGACCUAGGCCACAUUACUUUGGGCGUCUGGGAACACGCGACUAGCGUAGAAGGAAAGGGGGCUUCACUCCCGUACCGGACUGGUGUCUCAACGGACAAAUUGAAGCAAGAGCUUCUUGAGGCCAAGGCUAAGGUGACGGCACUGCGAGAAGGAAGUCCGGACGAAACAGAAGCAGAGAAUACAGCUCGGAUUGCCUCCUUGGAAGAGGCGAAUCAGGCCAUCGAGGCUUCGCUUCAGGAGCACCUCGAUCGGGUGCUGCAGCGGGUCUGCGAGGAGCACAAGGUGGAAUGCGAUCGUCUGAAGCUCGAGCAUGCUGAUCAGAUGCGAGCGCAACUUCACUGCUCCGAGGUCGACAGCCGUUUCACCAAGAUAUCUGACAUCUUGGACUGCAAUGCUAGAGUUAACGUCAGGCUAAAGGAGAUCGAGGUGGAGCAAGCAAACAGCCUACAAAAAAAAAUGGAGGAGAUCAGGAGGGAAAUGGCGUCCGGCGUGGAGAAAGUUAGGCUGCAAAAGUCUUCUGGUGGAGAGGCGGCACGACAGGACAGGCAACGGGCAAACGAGUGGCGGGAAAAUAUGGCUAGCAAGCAGGCGCAAGCGUUGGGAAGACGGUCCCAGCUUCGUGCCGGUGGAGGGCACACAGAGGCCCUCCUUACCUUACUGCGCCAGAAGAUGGACGAACUGUGGACUGCGCUUGAAGAGGAGAAAGCCCGGCAGCAAACUGAGGUGGCGGGCAAACUGCAACAGAAGCAGGUCGCAAGGCUGGCGAAAUUCGGUGAUAUUCAGGGACACCGCAAGGUAAAGUGA